AUGACCCCAGACUCUGAUACGCGCCCGGGGGUGCCCAAGAGCUCUUCCGGAAGCGCAGUUCCGUCCAAUUCGACAUCAAACACAGCUCACCAGACCCCUCCAAGGCUGCGGCCGCCAAGAUCGCUUCCGCCAUGGAUCGAUUCGUACAAGGAGGAACAUGACGAUGCAGCCAGCGGGAAGCCUCCGGAGCUCAGCAUCCCCCCCCGCGCCGUUGCACCCCAACCCAAUUCAGUGCCACAAGAACCACUGCGACGAGUUUCCAGGGACGGAUUCAUAGACAUCGAGGACCCGACACUUGGCCCAGCACAAAAGGUACGGGCCCGUAUACCGCACUUUUUGCGCUAUGGCAGGGCCUCUAUGCGAGGCCGCAAAUGGGACCAUUUGCGGUCGGCAGAACCCGUCAUUGUUGCUGGUCACCACCCAUCGCCUUGGCGGCCCCAAGCAACAUGGCACGACUUUAUCGCAUCCUCUAAAUGGGGUCGACCACAGAAUGAGAGAUCGCAAGUGGUGGCUCCAGAAUACUUGAAUGACUUGUAUCCAAACUUCAAUCGUCAGACGACGCUGGAUUUGGACAUGAGCCGCCCGCGACAAACCCGGCGGAGACGAGCACUGGGAGGCUGGAAACGACUGUGGUUGAUGGCGCUCAACCAUUCGCUAUCUCCUCUAGUAUUCCGACUGAUCGUCAUCAUCACCUCGAUUAUCGCCUUGGGAAUUGCCGCUCGCAUAUAUCGGCUAGAGGUGGUGGGGGGCAGGACGGGUGGUGCCGAGAGCACACAAUCCCUUUUUGCUGUUGCGGUCGACACAGUAGCGAUCCCAUACUCGGCCUACAUGAUACGGGACGAAUACACGGGAAAACCUCUAGGUUUGCGACCAGCCGUGGAUAAAAUGUCUCUCAUCUUGCUUGACCUCUUCUUCAUCAUAUUCAAAUCCGCCAGCACAGCGCUCGCCUUUGAGGCGCUGUUGUAUCACAACGUCAGCCUGGAGCCGAUACGGAAGCUGGCAGAUGGACUGGCGGCCCUUAUGCUUAUUGGGUUGCUUGCAUGGACCAUGAAUUUGUCGGUGAACGUUUUUCGUGUAAUAGAAAAACUCGGCGGCCGGGAAGACGACGGCCAUGUAUAA
Messenger RNA from Cordyceps militaris CM01, 1119 nucleotides. RefSeq lists its product as uncharacterized. Gene Ontology annotation, biological process: positive regulation of catalytic activity. The record is from RefSeq and is a predicted model, not a curated record. Gene Ontology annotation, cellular component: cell periphery; fungal-type vacuole. NCBI's taxonomy places the organism in Eukaryota, Fungi, Ascomycota, Sordariomycetes, Hypocreales, Cordycipitaceae. The coding region runs from base 1 to 1119 and encodes 372 amino acids. The transcript has 2 exons.